AUGCCUACCUACCUCCUCCAUGGUUUCCGUUGGAAAAGAGAGAAUAUCCGUAUUUAUGUGAUUCUAAAUGACAUCGAAGAUGCAGCUCCAGAAUGGCUAAUGGCGCCCUUGACCUCGAAUGCUCUCCUCAAUUCCUUUUACAAACAAUUCGAUUUUCUUCCACCAAGCAGUCCGGGUCCCAUUGAUAUUGCACCUACUGCCAGUUCCCCCACAGAAUGCACAACUCCCAAGCCGCAAUCCCCAAAAACCCUCACGAAGAAGAACAAAAAAUCCAUGAUCUCUUUAAAGUCACCUCACAAGAAGAAGUCCAGCUUAACAUUGAGGAGAGGGAAUUCGAAUGGACAGAACAAUGCUAGUAAUUCGGGUUCGGAAACUUUACAUAGUAGAUCAGCAUCAGGAGCUACAAAUGCGAUUUCGAGAGAACCGUCGCAUGAUGGACUGGAAAAGCCAUUGCGAUUUAAUGAUUGGAGUGCGGUCAAAUUGGUCGAACAAUAUGAUCCAGAGGAUUUGAAAACAGCCAGUCAACCGUGGGCCUAUGUGUCAGAUUAUAUGGUUGAAAUUGGUUUGGGUGUCAAUAUAUGCGAAGAGGUGGAGAAGUAUAAAGCCAAUGUUGCAGAAGCAGGACGUGUUCCUCCCAAUUGCGAGGAAUUGGGAAUGACUCCAGAAGAAAUCAAGAAGAGGAACGAAAAAGCAGGGUGGCUUGAUAAGUUGAGGCAGAACUUGGAGGCAGAUGAAGUGUGCAAUUGGUAUGUGGUUGUCUGUGGGGAUGAGGAAAGAUGGGCUCCGGAUAUUGAUUUGUCAGAUGAAAUGCAAAGUGGUGACGAGACUGAAGUAGACGAUUCGCCAGUAAAAUUGUCGAGGAGGAAAAAGUUCAGGGAUUGGCUUAACAAGCAGAUAUCUUACCAAAAUGGUGUACCAGAUGGACAUGGCCCUUCUAAUGGUAGUCCGAACCAUGUAGCGGGCACAGAUACAUAG
This is a messenger RNA of Botrytis byssoidea, 975 nucleotides long. RefSeq lists its product as uncharacterized. Lineage: Eukaryota; Fungi; Ascomycota; Leotiomycetes; Helotiales; Sclerotiniaceae. The transcript has a single exon. The coding region runs from base 1 to 975 and encodes 324 amino acids. The record is from RefSeq and is a predicted model, not a curated record.